AUGUCAUCAUCGCAAGCCCCUUCGAGCUUGUCGCACAGCCUGGCCAUACCUUUUGCGAGUCGGCUGAGCGAACAACUGUCUCAGCGGACCGAAAACACUAAAUCAGGCAUCGACACCGACCAUGCGGUCGACAGGAGCAGGUCGCUAGGACCCCCUCUACGCCCAUCGCCGGCCUCACGCUCUCUCUCCGACGCUGCAAAGCCGGUUUCCGCGACCCCCCACCAUCCCAUCGAUUCCCGACCUCCUAGUAAGGAUGAUUCUUCGCUUUCAUCCACCCCGGAGACCCCUCAUCGACCGUCUAUGCACAGUUUUCCCUUGAACCUGCCCUCCAAAACACCCGGCUCCAGCUCCUUGUCCGCGUCCAACCGUGCCCCGCUUUCGCCAAAGCUCGAUUCCUCCCAAAUCUAUAGCUCGCCGGGCUCAGUGCUGCCCCGCCGCUCACGAGGCCUCGACUUCUCCCGUGCCUGUACCAACCUUCACCAUUCCACACUUGCUGAAGCAUCGCCAGACUCUUCGCCUACGGUCGGUGGGCGCGGAGUAAAUAUUCCACAACGUCGCGGGUCGUUGGGAUCGGCAUCCGCUCAUCCGUUCUCAACCUCGAACCCCGGCGACCGAACCGCGAUCUCGAGCUCCGUCUCAAGCAUCAACAUGAUGGAGUCGGACACCAGCAGUAGCGAGGAGGAUGACGAGCCCAUGAUUGGCGAUCGCGACGACUUCAUGAUCACCAACACACCGCAAGCGAAGAAGUUUGGAGGCGGAGUGAGCCCUUUCGCGGUGGGCAAUGUGUCUAGUCCCGGAAGUGAAUGGAUGGGUGGCUAUUCGCAGGCGGCGGCUAGCCUUAUGAGCUUUCAGCGUGCUCGUUUCCGGAAAGGACGCAGUCGGCAUAGUUCCAGCAGUGGCAGCUCCAAGCAGAGUCCUGGUCCAUUGUCCCCUCCAGUGAUGAAAAGUAUCGAGAAUCCAAACGGCGGUUAUUUCGCUGCCCGAGGCAGUGUCUCGUCGCGACGGGGAAGUCUGAGCUUGGGGACGCGGGACUUACGCUUGUCAGACGUCAGUGAUGAAGGGGAGCAUCGCGGCGUGCGGGGGCAGAGUCCCAAUGCAUCGAACUCCGAGGGCGGGCCUCUGGGAGUUAUACGUCGUGCUGUUACUCGCCGAGGCAGUCUACUGCCAAAAACUAAGACUUUCGCCCGCAUCAGAGCCGCGUUGAUGGAAGAAGGCGCUCCGAUCGACAGCGAAGCCAAGCGUGAAGCGGAAGUGAUUCGACAAGUUCGAGAGAGUGAACCCGAUGUACCGCCCAAAUCACCAUCGGGAGCUCUUCCAUCUCUCGAAUCCUUCAUGCCAUCCACCACCCCACACCUUCCCGAAGACCGACCUGAAACUGCCGGGGCCACCGCAGCCACCCCCGACGAGCCCAAGUUCAGUGACCAAGCCCAUCGGAACUCGGGCGGGAUCAACUUCUGGAACUCGUUCGACGAGCGAUACCGCACUCCGCCGCCCCCGCCCCGCCAGCACGGGGCCUCCUCGGUCUCCGAAGACGACCUACCCAUGGACUUCACCCCGUCCACGACGACCACCCAGAAUCACAACCACCACGAGUUCGCCAAACCGCACGAACGACCCGGGUCGCGCAGCGAAGCCUCCUCGUCGCACCCCACGCAGACCGGCUUCCUCGGGGAGCAGAUCAAGCGCAAACGCCGGCGCGACGACGACUUCGACCCCAACCUGUUCAAACGCCGCGCCGUGUCGCCCAGCAUGAGCGCACAGAGCAGCCCGAUCAUGCCAAACUCGCCCGCCGUGAAGGACACCAGCCCGAAUAUCUGGGGGGCGCCCCGCUCGAACCUGGGGUCGUUGUUCGCCGACCGGCCCAGCGUCAGCGAGCACGGCGCCCGCCCCACGACCAGCGGCCACUCGGGGAAUCCCAAACGAGUAGGCUUACAGGGGAUGAACGAGACGAACGACGGGCUCAUGAACAUGAGUAUCGAGUAG
Messenger RNA from Aspergillus uvarum CBS 121591, 1983 nucleotides. RefSeq lists its product as uncharacterized. The coding region runs from base 1 to 1983 and encodes 660 amino acids. The transcript has 2 exons. NCBI's taxonomy places the organism in Eukaryota, Fungi, Ascomycota, Eurotiomycetes, Eurotiales, Aspergillaceae. Gene Ontology annotation, cellular component: site of double-strand break. The record is from RefSeq and is a predicted model, not a curated record.